Molecule: messenger RNA, 7946 nt
Organism: Diprion similis
Lineage: Eukaryota; Metazoa; Arthropoda; Insecta; Hymenoptera; Diprionidae
Gene: crb
Product: protein crumbs-like
Exons: 18
Coding region: 189-7028 (2279 amino acids)
Biological process (GO): establishment or maintenance of epithelial cell apical/basal polarity; Notch signaling pathway; heterophilic cell-cell adhesion
Cellular component (GO): protein-containing complex; plasma membrane
Molecular function (GO): Notch binding; calcium ion binding
Source: RefSeq, a predicted model, not a curated record
GUAGUGCCGGUGGUUGAUACGAGCCUGAGGUACGCGUCAAACGAUACUUGCAACAGGUUUAAAAUCGUGUUUGCGUGUAAAAAACAGUGCUCAGGAAUCUCGUUGCGAUGUGUUGCGAGUUACGGUGAAAUUUGUGGAGUGAUUUUCGCCGCUUUCAACCCGCCAGAUUUUACCUGUUCAACGCAGAAAUGCGGGUGCUCGCUGCUGUGGCAGUUUUUACCAGUUUGCUGGUAACUACCUUCGAGGCACCCCAGGACGCCAUCGGUUAUGACACUGACGAUAAUUACCGAGAAGCGUACUUCAAUGGUUCGGCAUAUCUGAGGCUUGCAUCAACUGUAUCUGUACAUCGGCAAACCGGACUCAGUUUUCGAACUUGCGACGGCGGAAGGUUAUUCAUACAACACUUUGGCCCUGACUUCAUAAGCCUGGAAGUUACUCCAGAGGGUCUGCUGUUUUUGGCGUCUGUUAAUCAGCAACGAUACGAAGCAAAGUUGAAUGCUAAAUUGUUGAACAAUGCCUGGCAUUACGUGAAUUUGUUGUUUCGGCUCGGAAACUUCACCCUCAGCGCUGCCGGACAUACACAGGUGAUCGCUAAUGCCACUUACAACUCGGGUAUUCUCAGUCUGCCAGACUUCAACGAUAACGAACCCCUCAUAAUCGGUGAGGGUUUUAAAGGAUGCAUAUUACAAGGACCUGGAAUAUUAUUCAGACGAAAUUACACUGUUAAUAGUGGGGCUCUAUUUGGAACGUGUCCCUUGGAAUCUGCAGGCUGUGGUCCACUAAGCGUCGGUGGCCUAGCGACAGUGACUGUUUCCACAUCAGACUUCUGUGACCACGAACCAUGCAUGAUGCAUGGAACCUGCGUCUCUCGACAAGAUCGCUAUGAGUGCCAUUGUUUCGCCCGGUACUCUGGUAACAACUGUCAAGUCGAUAAUGGUCCGCCAUGUGACAGUAAUCCCUGCCAAAAUGGUGGAUCAUGUACUGAAGAUUCCAGAGGUAAUUAUAGUUGCACCUGCAUCCCAGGAUUCACUGGAACUCUUUGUGACUCGCAGCUCGGAGUGAGCUUGUGCGAACGUAAUCCAUGCGAAAAUGAUGGAACCUGUUACAAUGUAGCGGACGGUGAAUACAAGUGUGAAUGUAGCUCUGGCUGGACAGGGAAAAAUUGUGAAAUUAAUAUCAACGAAUGUGCAUCGAAUCCUUGCAAACAUGGAGGUACAUGCAUUGACAGCAUUAAUAAUUACACCUGUCGAUGCGAUAGAACAGGAUAUCGAGGUAUCAACUGUGAAAUCAACAUCGAUGAAUGCCUGAAUAACCCUUGUCUAAAUAACGGCGAGUGCUUUGAUAAUUAUGGUGGAUACAUAUGCCAAUGUCCCAUGGGUUUCGAGGGCCAAAAUUGUGAAUUAAAUUUGAACGAAUGUCUGUCCAACCCUUGUACCAAUGGAGGCAAUUGCAUCGAUGAAGUUGGCACUUAUCAUUGUAACUGUUUGUCCGGAUAUACUGGUAGACACUGUGAAUUACACGGUCUUUGUGAAAACGCAGCUUGUCCAUCCAACAGUAUUUGUAUACCCGACAAUCACGGACCGCAGUGUGUAUGCAAUCCUGGAUUUAUGGGGAUUCCACCAAAUUGCACGGUUAAUUUCUGCGCGAACAAUCCAUGUUUAAACGGAGGUACCUGUACAAGUAAUCAGGAUGGAUUCAAUUGUACAUGCCCCAUUGAGUGGAUGGGAUCAUCAUGUACAGAACUUGUUUCUGAUCAGUGUUCGGCAUGUCUGAAUGGGGGCACCUGCAUUGAAACCGCUCAUGGCAUUGUUUGUCAAUGUCCUAGAUUUUGGACAGGACUUCAAUGUGAACUACAAAUCACCUGUAGAGACAUGCCUUGCAAACAAGCAUCUGCUUGCCAUGAUUAUUCAGGAGGCUACUACUGCAGUUGUGAACCUGGAUGGACUGGGCCCGAGUGCUCAAUUGAUUUGGACGAAUGUGCGAGUGACCCUUGUCGUAAUGGUGCGACUUGCAUUGACCAGUUAAAUAGUUACUACUGUCAGUGCCUCUCUGGCUAUACUGGUAAAAACUGCCAUAUUGACAUUGACGAGUGUCUUUCGCAACCUUGCCAAAACGGAGGCAAAUGCAUCAACAAAAUUAAUGGCUACUCUUGCAAUUGUACUCGCGAUUUUGUGGGAGAUAAUUGCGACCGAGAAUAUGAUGCUUGUGCAAUUAAUCCCUGUGUGAAUAAUGGUACUUGUACCCUUGUGGCAAGGUCAAGAACAGAUUAUGACUGCAAGUGCCCCCCAGGAUUCAUAGGGAAGAUUUGCGAUAUUGAUAUUGACGAGUGCACUGGUGCAAUAUGUCCAGAUGACAGGGUCUGUGUUGAUGCAAUAGAUGGUUAUGAAUGUAGAUGCAGAGAUGGCUAUAGAGGCCCAAACUGUACUUUAAUUGUUGAUCACUGUGCACUUAAACCAUGCAACAAUGGUUCAUGCAUUGAUUUAAGUGACAAUUACGAGUGUGAAUGCAAUAAAGGAUACACAGGUACAGCCUGCGAUCAAGAUGUGGAUGAGUGUUUGAUGUACGGGAACUCCUUGUGCAACAACGGAAUUUGUGUAAAUACAAAUGGAAGUUACGAUUGCUUCUGCAGACCAGGUUUCUCAGGAGAUCAUUGUGAGAUGGAAAUUGAUGAAUGUUUAUGUGGUCCAUGUAAAAAUAAUGCAACGUGCAUUGACCGAAUAAAUGCAUUCGAAUGUAGUUGUCAGCAAGGUUAUGCUGGCAAAACUUGCGAUAUAGAUGUGGACGAGUGCUUAAGCAAUCCUUGCAUAAAUGGUGCAACUUGUGUAGAUAAUAUUGCAUUUUACUCUUGCAUAUGCUCACUCGGUUUUAUUGGAAAUAAUUGUGAAAUAAAUAUUGAUGACUGCCAGUCGUCACCUUGCCUAAAUUACGGUGAAUGUAUUGAUGGUAUUAAUAAUUACACCUGUAAUUGCACUGAUACUGGAUUUGAGGGUCCAAAUUGCGAGUUCAAUAUCGACGAUUGCCAGUCAGGUCCAUGUAUGAACGGAGCCAAAUGUGUAGAUGGUAUCCUAUCAUACAACUGUCAAUGUUACGAGGGAUACACAGGACUAAAUUGUGAAAAAGAUGUUGAUGAAUGCGAAAGUUCGCCUUGCCAGUUUAAUGGUACCUGCCUUGAAAGAUCAAACCGGGAACUGUAUAAGAGUAACGCAUCAACUUUACCAGCAAUAUUCACAAGAAACUUCAGCUAUGAGAAUGCUAGCGGUUACGAAUGCAUUUGCGUAUCGGGUGUAAUAGGUAAAAACUGUGAAAUAAAUAUCAACGAAUGCGAAAGUAACCCCUGCGUGAGCGGUACAUGCAUGGACAGAAUCGGUGGAUAUAAGUGCGACUGUGAUUAUGGUUUUGAGGGUACACAUUGCCAAACUGACAUCGACGAAUGCAAAAAGUAUACACCAUGCGUAAAUGGUACGUGUUUAGAUGGAAAAGCGGACUAUUCUUGUCUAUGUGUCUCUGGAUUCGGUGGAAAAAACUGUUCGGUACCAUUGAUUGGUUGCCAAGGCAAUGCAUGCCAAAACGGUGGAACAUGUUGGCCAUACUUGGUCGAUGAAACAGAACAUAGGUUCAACUGCACGUGUCCUAAUGGAUUUCAUGGGGAAAUGUGUGAUAUUGUAACAACUAUGUCAUUGCAAGGAAGUUCUUAUGUACUGGUAAACACAACCAGAGAUGAAGGAUAUGACAUACAAUUUCGAUUUCGAACAACGCUACCUAAUGGUUUAAUAGCUAUGGGUAAAGGUUCCACAUUUUACAUACUGGAAUUAGUUAACGGCAAGUUAAAUUUGCAUUCCAGUAUACUGAACAGGUGGGAGGGUGUUUUCAUUGGUACUGGUCUUAAUAAUUCUCAGUGGCAAAAAGUAUUUGUUGCUAUCAACACCACGCAUAUAGUUCUAUCUGCCAAUGAAGAACAAACGAUUUAUCCAAUCAAUCUGAAUGAAGGAAAUGCUAGCCACACAUCCUUUCCAACUACUUACAUUGGUGGCACAUUAUCUUAUCUGAGCAGAUUGACUCAUGGGCCAUCAUUUUUCAUUGGCUGUACCGAAGAUGUUAUCAUAAAUGGAGAAUGGAUAUACACUGGGCUGCAAUCUAGUUCUGUUCAGAUGGUAGACGUAGAAUCAGGUUGCCACCGCACAGAGCAAUGUUUACCAAAUCCAUGUAAAAAUGGUGGUCACUGCACGGAUAGAUGGCGAGAUUUUUCCUGCAUGUGUGAGCGCCCGUAUCUUGGUCACACCUGUCAGUAUAAUAUGACGGCUGCCACUUUUGGAUAUGGAAACAUCACUGAUGGUUAUGUUACAGUAAAAGUAAAUGAUUUGGCAAGACGUGCAAUCAGAUCAAUUGUAGACAUAUCAAUGUUCAUUAGAACUCGACAAGAUACAGGUGAUAUAUUUUAUUUGGGUUCUGAAUCGAGUGCCCAAUUUGAUGGUAAACAGGAGAAACCUUACAUUCGUGCUCUGCUAGAACAUGGAGAAUUACUGGUACAAAUACAGUUCAAUGGAUCAGAAGCAUACACUGUUGGUGGUGUUAAACUAAACCAGGGAAAUUAUCAUCUGAUACAAGUUGUUAGGAAUGUGACUUUAGUACAAGUUAAAAUAAACGGAAGUGAAUAUUUCCGAAAAACGAUCGGUGCUACAGGACAAUCAAAUGUAACAGUUUUGUACUUAGGCGGUUUGCCUCGUCAGGCGCCUAGAUCUAGUAGACAGGCAGACAAUCGACAAACAGACAUACAACAAACACCUCAGAGCAAUUUCAAAGGCAUAAUACAAGAUGUGCAAAUAUCAAACGGUUCUCAAACUAUGGUAGUUGAAUUUUAUCCACUAAAGGCAAAAGACAUACCUACACCAAUUGAAUUUGGCACGGUCGUACUCGACAGAGAAAAAGUUUUGGAGGGUGUUGUCUCUGAUCCGGUUUGCAAUAGUAAUCCAUGUUAUCACAAUGGAACAUGCCAUGUUACGUGGAAUGACUUUUGGUGUCAGUGUCCGAGAGGAUACACGGGUAAGAUGUGCCAAGAAAUGGAAUUUUGUCAGCUGCAGGACUGUCCAACUGGAUCAAGGUGUCAGAAUUUAGAUGAUGGAUAUGAAUGUGUAGCAAAUGCUACUUUUAAUGGCAGUAACGACGUAUUUACUUACACAUAUAAACAAUCUGAAGAUCAAAAUGUAACUGAAUCGACAACAGACACUAUUGAAAUUACAUACCGAUCACGUACCGGUGGCGUAUUGAUGCAUAUAGCACCGAAGAGUGGAAAUCAGAAUUUUGUAGUGUCUGUUUUCAGAGACAAUAUCACAAUCUCGUGGAGAUUAGAUUAUAAUAAUCAUGGAACUUUAUCCUUUGGAAAAAAUGAGCCAGAUGGAAACUGGACGUCUAUUGUGAUCAAGUUGAACAAUGAUUCAAUUGAGUCUGGAUAUGCAAAUUCAAACGAUGAAACAAUACCACAUUCAAGUCCAAAUUUUAGUUUCUCUAUGUGGUAUGAGCUGCUGUCUACGGGAACAGUGACGCUGGGUGGUCUCGGUGGUGAAUUAUCAGACAGAAAUGGUUAUGUAACCUUCGGGACAAACAGUACCUACAGUGGUGGAAAUACUGUUGAUGGAAAUUCCGUUGAAUACCCUCAGCACAUGAUGACUACUAUAACUCCACCACACAGUCUUGUGUUAGGUGAUGCCUUCAAGGGUUGUCUAGGUGAAGUGAGAAUUGGUGCUAUGCUCUUGCACUACUUUACUUAUGACGAAGUGUAUCAGAAUGCCAAUUUCACACCAACGGAAUACCUUUCUCUACAAGUCGUAGGCAAUCUGUCCAAUUAUGAAAAUAUUGGAUGUCGUCUGUGUUUUGAAAGUGAUUGUAAAAACGACGGUCACUGCUUAGACGAAGCCAACAGUUACAUUUGUGACUGUCUGCCUGGCUAUGCAGAAGAUGAUUGCUCAGUAGAUAUCGAUGAAUGUAUAGAUAACAAAUGUAAACAUGGAUCUAUGUGCAUGGAUAAGAUAGCAAACUAUACUUGUGAAUGCACUAGCGGGUGGCAGGGCUGGCUUUGUGACGAAGAUAUCAAUGAGUGUGUAAGUGUUACUACUUGUCAGCAUGAUGGUGUUUGCGUGAAUCUCCCUGGGUCAUUCCGUUGCGAAUGUCCGGAUCAAUUUACAGGCAAUUUAUGUGAGGAAGUGAGAAUAAUUACAUGUGAGGACCACAAGUGCAAAAAUGGUUCUACUUGUACGGAUAUAGUUAAUGCGAAAACUGGUAAUAACUUCACGUGCACAUGUAUGCCAGGCUUUGAAGGACAAUUCUGCGACACCCCAUAUUGCAUGCCCAAUAAGUGCCAGCAUGGCGGAAGAUGUGAUUAUCUCUAUCAGACUCCACAAUGUACAUGUGUUGCUGGCUACACUGGAAUGUACUGUGAAACGGAUAUAGAUGAUUGCGCUGCUGAUAUUAACGGAAAUGUUCCGUGCAAAAAUGGAGGGAAAUGUUUGGAUGAGGUGAACAAUUUCAAGUGUGAUUGUUCUCCUACGGGCUUUAACGGCUCUGACUGUUCAAUAGACAUUGACGAAUGUGCACAGAUGCCGGUGAAUUGUGAAAAUGGUCACUGUGAAAAUUUACCAGGAAGUUAUCAAUGCAGCUGUAUCCCAGGUUAUUGUGGUAGAAACUGUGAAGUUUUAGAUCCGUGUAUUCAGAAACCAUGCCAAAACGAAGGAACAUGCACGUGUCUUGAUGAUUCUGGUUAUAUUUGUCACUGCACCUCAGAUUACAAUGGUCAUAAUUGUACAGAGCCAAAACUCACUUUGGGCAGUCAAGCACUGGAUAUUGCUGUCAUAGUUGGUCCCAUUGUGGGUUGUUUACUUCUAAUUGGUGCAGGAUCAUUAAUAGCCCUUUUUAUGAUGGCUCGGAAAAAACGGGCAACUCGCGGUACAUAUAGCCCCAGUGCUCAAGAAUUCAGUAAUCCCAGAGUAGAGAUGGACAAUGUGAUGAAACCUCCGCCGGAAGAGAGAUUGAUCUAGGGAAUUUAAAGUGUAUAAACAAGAGUUGUCGUCAGUUAAACCUAGUCCCUUGAAUAAGUUAUUGUUUCGUUUACUCCUCAGCCGCAAUGAGAUUUUGUAAACAAUAUUUUUGUCAUAACACCAGUUAAUAAGAGUAUAGAUAAGUAAUAGAAACGAUUGUUUGUACGUACAUUAGGCGAAUGUUCAUUUAGUUUGUGAACUCGCUUAUAUUGAAACUGAUGAAUUUUCAAUUGAAUCAAAAUCUAGUUUCUGAAGAGAAAAGACUAAAGCAUGUGUCAAUCUGAAUUGUAUUGAUCGUUUUACUUUCUAACAGAUGACAAAUUACCAAAAGUUGUCAAGUUUUACUCAUGUACAUGAAUAUUAUAUUGCGGUUCUUAAAAUGCACUACUUACAGUAACUGAAUUACUUAGAAACAAUUAGGUAAUUUUUUUAUUUUUAUUUGAGCAGCGUAAUAAGUAGUGAUCGUGAUUGAGUUUCAGGAUAACUGCUUCAUGAGUGCAUUUUCCCAAGUUCUGAAAGAUUUUUCUAUAAUUAUAAUUUGUUAUAUUGUCAUAAUUAACAAUGAAUUUUUCAAGCAGUUUACUUUAGACGCAGUAUAUAUCAAAUCAGCCGACAAUCAGGUUUAUGGAGUUGUUGCUGUUUUGAACGAACGCGAAAACAAGUAGCAUCGUUAUGCAGUAUUGAGUUUUAAACGAAAUUCUGACUUUUAUUAGCAAUUGGGCUACUUGCAUCGCACUUUAUCUGUCCUGCAAUUUCAUAUGAUUUGAUAGUCUUUUAAAUUUAACUUUUCUCAUUAUUGACUAGUCAAUUUAUGACGGUCUUUUAGGAUGACAAUAAUAACACCUGGUAUGCAGAAACUGGUGUUAUAAAACAAAAAAGAGACCUAAAUAUGUGUCGUUACAAUACAUUCCGAAAACA